This is a messenger RNA of Nicotiana tabacum (common tobacco), 1986 nucleotides long. RefSeq names its product isocitrate lyase-like. Lineage: Eukaryota; Viridiplantae; Streptophyta; Magnoliopsida; Solanales; Solanaceae. Gene Ontology annotation, molecular function: isocitrate lyase activity. The record is from RefSeq and is a predicted model, not a curated record. Gene Ontology annotation, cellular component: glyoxysome. Gene Ontology annotation, biological process: carboxylic acid metabolic process.
CAUUUCAUUAGCAAUUCUUCCUAGCAAUUGUAUCCACAUUUGUAUUCACAAACUAGAAAACAUAAAGUUCUAGCCAUGGCUGCAUCUUACUCAGUCCCUUCAAUGAUAAUGGAAGAAGAAGGGAGGUUUGAAGCAGAAGUAGCAGAGGUACAAGCAUGGUGGAACACAGAGAGGUUCAAGCUAACCAAGAGACCAUAUUCAGCUAGGGAUGUGGUGGCACUGAGGGGCAACUUGAGGCAAAAUUAUGCAUCAAAUGAGUUGGCAAAAAAGCUGUGGACUACACUCAAAACUCACCAAGCAAAUGGCACAGCAUCAAGAACAUUUGGUGCACUUGACCCUGUUCAAGUCACUAUGAUGGCCAAACAUUUGGACUCUAUUUAUGUUUCUGGUUGGCAGUGUUCCUCUACUCACACCUCCACCAAUGAACCAGGUCCAGACCUUGCUGAUUAUCCUUAUGACACUGUCCCUAACAAAGUUGAACAUCUCUUCAUGGCUCAACAAUACCAUGAUAGAAAACAAAGGGAGGCAAGAAUGAGCAUGAGCAGAGAAGAGAGAGCUAGAACUCCGUUUAUCGAUUACUUGAAGCCAAUCAUUGCUGAUGGAGAUACUGGUUUUGGCGGCGCCACUGCCACUGUGAAACUCUGCAAGCUUUUUGUGGAGCGCGGCGCUGCUGGGGUGCAUAUUGAGGACCAGUCAUCCGUGACUAAGAAAUGUGGUCAUAUGGCUGGCAAAGUUCUUGUUGCGGUUAGUGAACAUAUUAACAGGUUAGUGGCUGCAAGGCUGCAAUUUGAUAUUAUGGGAGUGGAGACAGUUCUUGUAGCAAGAACUGAUGCAGUAGCAGCAAAUUUGAUCCAAACCAAUGUUGACACAAGGGAUCACCAGUUCAUUUUAGGAGCAACAAAUCCAAAUCUUAAAGGCAAGAGUUUGGCCACAAUUUUAUCUGAAUCAAUGGCUGCAGGCAAAACAGGACCAGAACUUCAAGUCAUUGAGGAUAAUUGGACAGCAGUGGCACAACUUAAGACAUUUUCUGAAUGUGUAAUUGAUACAAUAAAUAACAUGAACAUAUCGGGGUCCGAAAAGGAAAGAAAAUUGAAUGAAUGGAUGCAUUAUUCAAGCUAUGAAAAAUGUCUUUCACUAGAACAAGGCAGGGAAAUUGCUGAAAGAUUAGGCCUUUCUAAUAUUUUCUUUGAUUGGGAUUUGCCAAGAACGAGAGAAGGGUUUUAUAGGUUUAAAGGGUCUGUAGAGGCUGCUAUUGUUCGAGGCUGGGCUUUCGCGAACCACGCUGACAUUAUCUGGAUGGAAACUGCUAGUCCUGAUUUGGUUGAGUGCACAAAAUUUUCUGGAGGAGUUAAGUCAGUGCGGCCUGAAAUAAUGUUGGCUUAUAAUUUGUCACCUUCAUUUAAUUGGGAUGCAUCAGGAAUGAAUGAUUUUCAAAUGAUGGAUUUUAUUCCGAAAAUCGCCAAGUUAGGUUACUGUUGGCAGUUUAUUACAUUGGCUGGUUUUCAUGCUGAUGCUUUAAUUGUUGAUACAUUUGCUAAGGAUUUUGCUAGGAGAGGAAUGUUAGCAUAUGUUGAGAAAAUACAAAGAGAGGAGAGGAAACAUGGAGUUGAUACAUUGGCACAUCAGAAAUGGUCUGGUGCUAAUUAUUAUGAUAGAGUUCUUAGGACUGUACAAGGAGGCAUCACCUCUACUGCUGCUAUGGGCAAAGGGGUGACUGAGGAACAAUUUGAGGAAAAAUGGACAAGGGAAGGAGCAACAAACUUGGGUAAUGAAAAUAUGGUGAUUGCAAAGGCAAGAAUGUAGAAGAAACAUGCUUUUCUUUUGAGUAUCAAGUUUAAUAACAUAUUUCAGCUUUCAAUAAUUCUGCUGGGAUUCAAUCAAUCUGGGCAAUUUUUUGGGCCCUUAAAACUGCUCAAUAUUUAUCAUUUAAUUGUGUGUGGACUUUAAUUUAAUUUACAACUUUGUAUCUCCAUUUGGACUUCAAUU